CAUCAUUUCCAUUAUUACCAAAAUCAAAGCUUUUUCAACAACCGAAGAGAACAACACCGCCACCGCCGCCGCCACCACCAUCCGCCGCCAAAUGUCCAAUACCAACCCCGAUUCAGUCACGGCGCCGCCACAGCGCCCAACCAUAACUCUCCCGCCGCGUCCCUCCGCCGAGGCUUUCUUCGCCGGCGGCGGCGGCGCAAGUCCCGGCCCCAUGACCCUCGUCUCCAGCUUCUUCUCCUCCGACUCCGGCGACUGCCGCUCCUUCUCGCAGCUCCUUGCCGGAGCCAUGGCCUCCCCACUGGCGUUCGGCGCCGCCGCAGCUAGGCCCACCACCGCCGACAAUUACGGCAAAGAAGACGAUCACAAGAACGUGGGGUUCAAGCAGAGUAGACCCAUGAAUUUGAUGAUUGCUCGUUCCCCAAUCUUCACAAUCCCUCCAGGGUUGAGCCCUUCCGGGUUUCUCAACUCACCAGGCUUCUUUUCCCCACAGGUAAUUAGCCCUUUUGGGAUGUCCCACCAACAGGCUUUAGCACAAGUUACAGCUCAAGCUGUCCUAGCACAAUCUCAUAUGCACAUGCAAGCUGAUUACCAGCCAUCUACUGUAACAGCUCCCACUGAACCAUUGGUAGAGCAGCCAUCUUUUACUCUAAAUGAAGCUUCAGAGCAGCCAGUGGUGGCAUCUGUAUCAGAACCUAGAAAUGCUCAAAUGGAAAUGUCAGAGCUUUCACAUCCUGAUAAGAAAUAUCAACCAUCUUCCCUGGCCAUUGACAAACCUGCCGAUGAUGGUUACAACUGGCGUAAGUAUGGACAGAAACAGGUUAAGGGGAGUGAGUAUCCACGGAGCUACUACAAGUGUACACAUCUGAAUUGCCUUGUGAAGAAAAAAGUUGAGCGUGCCCCUGAUGGUCACAUAACUGAAAUUAUCUAUAAAGGCCAGCAUAACCAUGAAAAGCCUCAAGCAAAUAGGCGUAUCAAAGAUAAUAGUGAUUCAAAUGGAAAUGCAAGCAUUCAACCUAAGUCUGAGUCAACUUGGGUUGGAAAUGUAAACAACUUUACUGAAAACGUGCCUGAUUGUUCAGUGCCUGAGACUGACCAGACUUCCAAUCAAGAGGCUCCAAGGCAACUACCUGGAUCAAGUGAGAGUGAGGAAGUGGGUGAUGUAGAUAACAGGGAAGAGGGAGAUGACAAUGAGCCAAAACCUAAGAGAAGGAACACUGAUCCUGUGGUUUCUGAAGUACCUCUGUCUCAGAAGACUGUCACAGAGCCCAAAAUCAUUGUGCAAACAAGAAGCGAAGUUGAUCUUUUGGAUGAUGGCUAUAGGUGGCGAAAGUAUGGUCAGAAAGUGGUGAAGGGAAAUCCUCAUCCAAGGAGUUAUUACAAAUGCACUAGUGCAGGAUGCAAUGUGCGUAAGCAUGUUGAGAGAGCUUCAACGGACCCCAAAGCUGUCAUAACAACAUAUGAGGGAAAACAUAAUCAUGAUGUGCCUGCUGCAAGAAACAGCAGCCACAACACAGCUAAUAGCAAUUCAAUGCCAUUAAAACCACAUAAUGUGGUACCGGAGAAGCAUCCCUUGCUUAAAGAUAUGGAAUUUGGAAGUAAUGACCAAAGACCCGUACAUUUACGCUUAAAAGAAGAGCAAAUCAUAGUAUAAAGUCUGGUGCCAAGAUCCGUUAUUCCAUUUUCAAGUUACUGGUCAAUGAAGAGAACUCACCUAAUGUUGUCUAGAAGAUGAAAUGGUUAAUCUGAAGGUGUAGUCAGAUUUGGCAAUGGUUAGUGCAUGUUUAUUGUUUUAUAGUUUCUCUGUAUGUAAUACCACUUUUUGUACAUCUAAAUUAUGGAAUUGUUUGUAUAAGAUGUUCACAGGUAUGAAGAUCAUUUCAACUAAUGUAUGGACAUUAUUACAAAUAAAAUUGAAAAACUGGCAUUGCUCGAUUGAACUCCUUUGUAUGUUAUGGAAGUUGAAAUAAUUAUUUUGCUAAUUUUAGUCUUGUAUGGAUUGAUCCAUA
Gastrolobium bilobum is the source of this 2006-nucleotide messenger RNA. RefSeq names its product probable WRKY transcription factor 4. Gene Ontology annotation, molecular function: DNA-binding transcription factor activity; sequence-specific DNA binding. The transcript is spliced from 4 exons. Bases 92 to 1651 code for a protein of 519 amino acids. Lineage: Eukaryota; Viridiplantae; Streptophyta; Magnoliopsida; Fabales; Fabaceae. The record is from RefSeq and is a predicted model, not a curated record. Gene Ontology annotation, biological process: regulation of DNA-templated transcription.